This is a messenger RNA of Corylus avellana, 786 nucleotides long. RefSeq lists its product as uncharacterized. Lineage: Eukaryota; Viridiplantae; Streptophyta; Magnoliopsida; Fagales; Betulaceae. The record is from RefSeq and is a predicted model, not a curated record.
AUGGGCAGGAAACGGGUGAGAGUGCCGAGGCUGUUGUGUUUUCGGACAUGUUUUGGAUCCAAACCAACCUCCAAGUACUGCAGCAAAGCUGUGCAGAAAACAGAGCUUUUGAGGAAUGGCAGGGGCAGGGGAGACGACUCCAGCGCUGACUCUGAAAGGGUGGAUAUCAAAGGUGGGGGUUCGGAGAAUGGAAACAAAAUAAUGGUGGUGGUUGAUUCAAGCCUUGAAGCAAAGGGAGCUCUUGAAUGGGCACUCACUCACGCUGUUCAGAGCCAGGAUAAUGUUGUUCUCCUUCAUCUUUCCAAGAUCUCCAAACAAUCUGGGCAUAACGGGAAGGUUGACCAAGGAGCUUAUGAGUUUCUGCAAUCCAUGAAAAAUAUAUGCCAAAUGAGAAGGCCUGGGGUGAAAGUGGAUGUAGCUUUGGUUGAAGGACAGGAAAAGGGUCCAAUAAUAGCAGAGGAAGCAAAGAGGCAAAGAGUGUCACUAUUGGUUAUAGGACAGAGAAAGCAAUCUUCUUUGUUAUGGUGCCUUCUCAAGAGAUGCGCAGGAAACAAAAAUGGCGGCGGAGUUGCUGAUUACUGCAUCCAAAAUGCUUCAUGUAUGACGAUUGCAGUGAGGAGGAAGAGCAGGAAGCUUGGAGGCUAUUUGAUUACAACUAAGCGUCAUAAAAAUUUCUGGCUUUUGGCUUAAUAUAAAUUGCAUCAGAUUUGGCUGUAAACUAUAAUUAAUUGUAAGAAGAAGAAAGAAAUGGGAUUUAUGCAAACGGGGGGGAAAAAUCUGGGAUAA